UUAAUCUUCUUAGAGUACCUAUGCUGCUUGAUGGACCACACACACAUGAGCGCACACACAGACACGGAUUGAUCCUUAGGAGCAACCUAAUUCCGAGCGUCAUCCCCAUCCAGGGUCUCCUCUUAUGGUUUCUCGGCCUGGAGGGGUUGUGCAGCCCGGACUGUCUGGACAAGAUGAGCACGUCGAGCCGCCUCAGCCUCAGCAGCUUGGGCCGGAUCUGCGGAACCGGCCCAAGCAACGACAUGGUGGUCCUGGACCGGGUCAAGAGGAAGAACUCGGUCAGGCGCAUGUCCAUCAUCGAGGACGGCCAAAUAGCCGAGGUUCUCUACUUGAUCCCCAAGCAGUGCAUGAUGGACCAGCUGCCUUUCCUCAACCCCAGUGACUACAUCUUAUGUGAGAAGCUGGCGUCCAUACCUGCGGAUGUGUCAGUGCUUCACACUCACCCUCCUGUGGCCAAGCAGGUCAUCAGAUGCGUCAAAUGCGGGGAGGUCUGCAAAGGGGAGGUGCUGCGAGUCCAGUCCAAUCACUUCCACAUCAAAUGCUUCACCUGCAAGGUGUGUGGCUGCGACUUGGCACGGUCCGGCUUCUUCAUAAAAAACGGAGACUGCCUCUGUCCGCUGGACUACCAGAGGCUUCAUGGCACCGUCUGCAACAGCUGCGGAGGAUUUGUGGAGGGAGACGUGGUCGCCGUCUUGGGAAAGACUUACCACCCGACCUGCUUUGUGUGCACCAUUUGCAAGCAACCUUUUCCUGCUGGGGAUUGCGUCACCUUCAGUGGGAAAGAGUGCAUCUGUCAGCGGUGCGUUAGCCCCUUGACUCCUCCACCAACUGGCAUCAGAUACUCCAACAACUGCAACGGCUGCGGUCGCGACAUCAAGAAUGGUCAGGCUUUGUUAGCCUUGGGCAGCCAGUGGCACCUCGGCUGCUUCAAGUGCAACAUCUGCAGAAAAAUGCUGAGUGGAGAAUACAUCAGCAAGGAUGGCAUUCCAUAUUGUGAGAGGGACUACCAGCUUCAGUUUGGGGUGCAGUGUGACGCAUGUCAGAAGUUCAUAACGGGGAAAGUCCUUGAGGCGGGGGACAAACACUAUCACCCGGAAUGUGCAAGAUGCAGCCGCUGUGACAAAAUGUUCGCAGAGGGCGAAGAAAUGUAUUUGCAAGGAUCGAGCGUGUGGCACCCGGACUGCAGGGAGAUCAGCGGAAACCAUGAAAGCAACAGGUCGACUUUAACUUCUUCUGAAAGCUCCUGCUCGAGACCAGGCUCAUGCACACCUGGAAGCCCCGGUCGCUCCCUCUGUGCUAAAGUAGACGAUGAGAUCAUUGAUUACCGAGACUUAGCAGCGAUUCCCAGAGUCAAGGCUAUUUAUGACAUAGAGCAUCCUGAUAUGAUGUCCUAUAAGAGUGACAACAUCACCUCAGCUGCUUUGGACAGCAGAGGCAACACACAGGACAGACAAAGCUCUGCAGAGUCUCUGGCAAAUGUCUCCGAGACCACGGAGGAGAGUUACGAGUUGAGAAAAUGCAUUCCGAAAUCGGCGAGCCACGGAUCUUUCGGCGUUCAGUCGUACGGCCGUCACAGCUACACGCCGACUCGAUCGCCGCAACACUUCCACCGGCCUGGCUCUUUACUUUCUUCCAACGACACCUUGCUCAAUCCCUCUUCCUGUCCGCGCUCAGUCCCCGACACAACAGAUCAAGGUUUCAACAUGUACAGAAGACCUCCAAUUUUCAAACAGCAAGAUCCAAACUCCACCCAAACUUCCUCUUUGCCUGGAUAUGGUUGCAAUGGCCUCAGUCCGCCACGAUCCACUGAUUUCCUCCGGAGCAGCGGCGACACAUUAAGAGAUUUCAAGCUCCUCCGUGACAGCCCGCAUCCAUUUGCACGAAUGGACAGAGGAGUGUCAAUGCCUAAUUUGCUGGAGCCAAAAGUCUACCCAUAUGAAAUGCUUACGGUUGCAAACAGGGGACGUGUGAAGCUUCCCAGAGAGGUUGACAGAACGAGACUGGAGCGUCAUCUGUCCCCAGAUUCCUUCUUUGACAUCUUCCGCAUGUCGAUAAAAGAAUUUGACAGACUUCCGCUUUGGAAACGAAACGAGAUGAAGAAAAAGGCUAAUCUCUUCUAAAUGCAUCUUUUUAUUCAUCGCUGUCUUUUAUUUAUUGUCAGAUUGCUAUGAUUUCAAUUUACUGCUGGGGGCACCAGAGCAGCAAAAAGAAAAGUACUCUUGUUUUUUUUUUUUUUUUUCAGUCUGUGCUCAUAUUGAAGGAUUCUGAGGACUAAAUUAUUUGAGCUAAAAGCUGAAUCAUAGGAAUUUUUGUGCAUGGAAUGUUAUGUUAAAGCAAUCUGGAGGAUCUCAAAGUGGGGCUUCCAAUGUUAAGCUUAGCAUUAUACCAUUGCGACAUGCUCACUAAUGCCUCAAUUUGCACUUGCCUUCAUAAAAUGAUUGAAAAAAAGACUUGAGGAUAUUUAAAUUUGUUUUUUUUUCUAAAAUUGUUGCAAUGAUAAUCACACAUAAAAUGACUUAAAGCACAAGGGAGGAAACUAAGUGCGUUAGCUGCCAUAACAAAUGAAUCUGUUAUUGCGUGACGAUAUAUCAUGCAAAACUGUAUUUGUAUAGUGUUUUAAACCUGAAUCUUCAUGUAAAUGUGAUUUAAAGGGAAAAAAAAACAAGUUGUUUCACACAAGUAUGCUUUGGUGCCUCAUCAUCAAGCGCUGUAAAAUAAAAUGAGUUGAAGUGGAUAGUCAUGCCUAUGUGUGUAUGUUUGUGUGCACAUUUUAGUCAUAUUUUUGGCUCACGUCCCCGAGGAGGCCUCACAAGGUUGCACAUGAACUCCUAAAAUGAAAAGUAUGUCAUUUUUUGACUUUCAUCUGGACCUCAAAGAGCCAGUUUAUGAUGACAGAUGAUGACUUGAUCUGCUUAUCUGUACUGUGCAUAGAGCGAGAGAUACCUUUGUUGCCAUUAUCCUGUCUGCAGAUUAUUUUAGCAAAUUUCAAUUACAGUCAGUUUAUGAAGAAAGCAGUCGAAAAGGCAUCUUGACUCUUAAAAGGCUGGAAUUCUAAUGGGACCACUCGACUUUUAUGUUGUCAAAGUUGGGCGAACACGCGGAUAUUUUUGGAUAAACUGCUUCAAAGAGGCCGUCUGUGUCAUCACGCUCACUGACAAUUCUGCUUUUAUACUUUUUGACUAUUAAUAUCAAUCCAUUCCCUUCAACUCACAGUUUCUGUAUAUUACAGUAAUACUUAUUUGCUGUUUGUUUUUUUCCUGGCAUCUUUUCCUUCUUUCCUUCCCCCAGAGUUGCAUUUCAUUCUUGAAUCCUUCCUUCCUUCCUUCCUUGAAACCUUCAACUUUUCAACCAUCAUUCCCUUUUGACCUCUUUCCUGCCAAUCAACCAUCAGACCUUUUUUAUGCAUCCUUACAUCUGUCGCUUAACCCUACUUUUCUGCCUUUCUUCCUUCAUGCUUUCCUGUCUUUUUUUCACGCAUUCUUAACAUCCUCCCUUCCGUCACUUAAAGCUGGUUUGCUGCCUUCCUUCCUUACCUGCUUCCUCUACCUCAGACCUGCUUUUUCUUGUUUCCUUCCUUCCCCCCUACCUUCCUUUCUUUGUUCUUCCUUCCUUUAUGCCCUCUUUUUAUUUUGCAUCCUUACUUUGCUUAAAACUACUUUUCUGCCUUCCUUCCUUCCUUGGUUACCUGUCCAGUAAUCUGCAUUUUCUUUUUUUUUUUGUCUUUCUUGACUCAAAUUAUUUGCCAUUAUUCCCAGUAUAGAAGUUAAUGUAAAAAUAAUAAACCAGUU
Phycodurus eques (leafy seadragon) is the source of this 3788-nucleotide messenger RNA. RefSeq names its product actin-binding LIM protein 1-like. Gene Ontology annotation, biological process: cilium assembly; lamellipodium assembly; cytoskeleton organization. Gene Ontology annotation, cellular component: stress fiber; actin cytoskeleton. Gene Ontology annotation, molecular function: actin filament binding. The record is from RefSeq and is a predicted model, not a curated record. The coding region runs from base 21 to 2120 and encodes 699 amino acids. Lineage: Eukaryota; Metazoa; Chordata; Actinopteri; Syngnathiformes; Syngnathidae. The transcript is spliced from 20 exons.